CCCGCACUCCAUCCAUUACAAGGAUUGCUCCUCCCUUCAUCCACAAAUAGUCAAGCAGAAGGUGUGUCCUCGAGCUUUCUUCACCAGAGGAAACUCUUCUCUGCGGAAAAGCAGUAUUGCCGAAGUGAAACCCAACACAUUUCAAAUGAGGAUGACUGGCAGACUGUUCCUCCUCACUCUCUCUAUUCUCUCUGGCCCGCUGAGCUGCUAUGGCUUCAAAAUUUGUGCCUUCAAUGUUAAGAGUUUUGGUGAUUCAAAAUCAGCCGAUGUCAAAAUCAUGAAUUCUAUAUCACGGAUUGUAUCUCGCUGUGACAUAUGUUUGCUCCAGGAGGUCAGAGAUCAGAAAAAUAUAGCUAUCCCGCGCCUGCUUACUCUACUCAACAGGUAGACAAUAUGCAAAUAUAAAAAAAAAACAAAUCUGAAAUCACUGUAACCUAUCAGAUUUAGGAGAUAAACAAAUGUACAGUAAAUGCUGUUAAUUUUCCCCCCUAGAUUUAAUGAUUAUGACUAUGUGGCAAGUGAACGUCUCGGGAGAACACCAAACUAUCAGGAGCAAUACGUUUUUGUUUAUAGAAAAAGUGAAGUGAAGCUGAGAAACCAGUAUCAGUAUCCAGAUACACAAAAAGGGGAUGUAGAUGCUUUCUCCAGAGAACCCUUUUUGGUACAUUUCCAAGCCCCUAAAACAGUGGCCAAGGAGUUUGUCUUGAUCCCACAGCACACCACUCCUUCAAAUGCCACCAAAGAGAUUGACGAGCUCUAUGAUGUCUUUGUGGACAUUAGAGCACGUUGGAAAAUUGAGAAUGUGAUGUUCCUUGGGGACUUCAAUGCAGCUUGUGGUUAUGUGGCUAAAAAGAACCGUAAGAACAUCAGACUCCUCUCUGACCCGUCUUUCAUCUGGCUGAUUAAGGAUGACAUGGACACUACUGUGAAAGAGUCAACUGACUGUGCAUAUGACCGAAUUGUUGUGCACGGAGAGCUGUUUCUCAGAACAAUCGAACCGUUAUCAGCACAGCCGUUCAAAUUUACAAAGGAAUUAAAACUUACAGAGGCAGAGGCUCUAGAAGUGAGCGAUCACUACCCCAUCGAGGUGGUACUCAAAACUCUGAAGUCAGGGUCCUUCGGACGAAACAGCAAAGCUUCGUGUCUUCUGCCUACAGCGUUUAUCCUGAACAUCCUACUGCUACUGCAGAUGAUCUUAUGAACACAAACAGACCAGAAGUGGACUAUUCAUCUCAUCUAGAUGAAGUGAAGAUUUUACUUCGCUGUUACACAGCUGUUAUGUACAUUAGCUCAUACAGAUCCACAACCGCGUCUAUAUAAUGCACUGGGAAUAGUGGAUGUGACUGAGCAUUACGUUUAAUAGCUUCUAUAAAAUUGAUCAUUUGAGGAUUUUACUUUUUCAUUUAUUAAUACAAGUAAAACGUGUUUCUGUAGAUCGCUUUUA
Messenger RNA from Carassius carassius (crucian carp), 1444 nucleotides. RefSeq names its product deoxyribonuclease I-like 1 (gene dnase1l1). The record is from RefSeq and is a predicted model, not a curated record. Bases 470 to 1201 code for a protein of 243 amino acids. The transcript is spliced from 8 exons. Gene Ontology annotation, biological process: DNA catabolic process. Gene Ontology annotation, cellular component: nucleus. Lineage: Eukaryota; Metazoa; Chordata; Actinopteri; Cypriniformes; Cyprinidae. Gene Ontology annotation, molecular function: DNA nuclease activity.